Messenger RNA from Acanthaster planci (crown-of-thorns starfish), 3228 nucleotides. Its product is annotated as ferroportin-like. Gene Ontology annotation, biological process: iron ion transmembrane transport. Gene Ontology annotation, molecular function: iron ion transmembrane transporter activity. The record is from RefSeq and is a predicted model, not a curated record. NCBI's taxonomy places the organism in Eukaryota, Metazoa, Echinodermata, Asteroidea, Valvatida, Acanthasteridae. Gene Ontology annotation, cellular component: membrane.
UUCACGCAUAGUCAUGAUCAAAUGAUGGUCAAACCAUGGUCAAACCGUGGUCAAACAGAUCUACUUUAACUUCAAAGAAUUUUUGAAUAAACGUAGGUUUUGCUUUAUUCUGCAUUGCCUGCAGACAAGGAGUUGUCCCCGGAUAGACUUUGAGCUUAGAGCUGCAGAUGGCUGACCAGAAGAACGAGGCAUUGUUGGAAGAUGCUCAGUCUGCAGCGUCAUCCCCAAACCAUGCAGUGGUAGAGGAUAUUAACUUACGUGCAGUGGAAGGGAAAGGGCCUGACAGAAUGGAAAGGGCAGGUGUCCAAGGUGACGAAGAGAGACAAUCCAGUGAUGUUGGAGGCGAUACGACUGUAGCAGUACCCGACAAUCAUGACAAUGAUGCCUCCUCCCAACCGCAAGGUCGUUACAGAACAUUUGCUGCUUGGAUCACCUCCAAUGCAUUUCUCAUUUAUUGCAGUCAGUUUUUCUCUGCUUGGGGUGAUCGUAUGUGGACUUUUGCUGUUGCCCUGUACCUUGUUGAAAUUGAAGAGAAGUCACUUCGCCUUACUGCCAUCUUUGGUUUUGCCUUGACUGUAUCAGUCCUUCUGUUCGGUGCACUUGUGGGACAAUGGGUGGACAAAACUCCUCGUUUAAGCGCUGCCCGGAAGAGCCUAGUGAUCCAGAACUCCGGUGUCAUCAUCAACGCCGUCUGCUUGCUGCUCCUGCUGCAUUACAAGUCAGCCAUCCUGGCAGUCGGAAGUGGCGCUCUAUUCUUCUUCUGUCAGGUGAUCAUCAUCGUCCUGGGCGUUGUGGCUAACCUGGCCAGCGUGGCCGAGAAGAUCUGCAUCCAGAAGGACUGGGUAGUUAUUCUAGCUGGUGAUGACAGCGAGCGGCUAGCAGAAAUGAAUGCUACUGUUCGUCGUAUUGACUUGACUGUCAAUAUCCUGGCCCCAAUUCUCGUGGGACAAAUCAUGACUUUUGCCUCCAUGACGGUAGCCGGGAUCUUCAUUGCGGCCUGGAACCUUGGUUCCCUCAUGCUGGAGUACUACCUCUUGGUACGGGUCUACAGGAGAGUCCCUAGACUUGCCAUCAAGUUCCGCAAAAAUAAAACAGAGACAGCUAAAGAACCAGAGAGUGCGACCACUGCAUCAGAGGCCUCCAUUGAGACUAACGAGGAGGGAGUGGCCAAGUACUCCACAGAGCAUACACUGGAAGAACCACAAGAAGGCAGGCAGGAUGCAUCUGAAGACAAGCCUAUAGCAUAUGCCACAGUCAGUGAUGCUGGACAGAUGGAAGUAGCUUUUGAAUCUGGAGGACCUGAUGAAGCAACAGGGGAUUGGAGAAGGUUGGAGAACGAAUCGUCUGAUUCACAACCUACUAACACUGAGGGGCAAUCAUCUCAGCCAUCAUCCAGGUUUGGAAUAUUCCGGCGUGUGGCCAACUGGUUCGUGUCUACCUACCAGGGCUGGCUGAUUUACAAAUCCUACAAAGUCUGUCUGGCGGGAUUGGGGCUAGCGUUCCUCUACAUGACGGUCAUGGGGUUCGAUUCCAUCACCAAUGGCUACGGCUACUCCGUGGGUCUGUCCGAGGUCAUGCUGGGCGUGAUUCGAGGCCUGGGGUCCAUCGCAGGCAUUGUGGGCACGUUUUUGUUCCCAAGGUUCCGGCAGAGGAUUGGACUGACCCGAACAGGUCUCUACUCUCUCUCUAUAGAAAUUCUCUGCCUGACUCUCUGUGUCUUCUCCAUCUGGGCUGCUGGCAGUCCUUUCGACCCUGACUACUUCUCAGGACAAUCCAAUCCACCAACAGCUGGACCUACCGAUGAUGUUUUUACUACCCAAAGUCCUUUUAUUUUCACACCCACAUUUUUACCUGCCAUGGGAGAUCAGCGAAUAGUCAGUGCUGUGGGCAACAUCGGCAAUGACACAGGGGACAGCACUACACAGAAUGUCAUGAUGGACAACACACCCCAGGCUACACCAGAUGGUAGGGACAGGCCUUCAAGCUACUUGUCUGCAGUCCUGUUCUUCACAGGAAUGGUAACUUCCAGAAUAGGGCUGUGGAUGUUUGACCUGGUGACCACGCAGCUCAUCCAGGAGAACGUCCAUGAGGAUGAGCGUGGUGUCUUCAACGGGGUGCAGCGCUCCUUGGAGUGCUCCAUGGAUAUGCUCCAUUUCAUCCUGGUCAUCAUCCUGCCUGCUCCAGAGACCUUUGGAUAUCUCAUCAUCCUGUCCUUCAUCUUCAUCUGCAUCGGGGCCAUUUUCUACUGCGUCUUCUCCUUCAAGGACAGAGGUCACCUCUUCCACCCGGAGAAGUUGACGGUGUGCCUCCAGAACGGCCAAACUGAGACGGAUGUCCUUCGCCUUACGGAAAAUGAAUCCGAAGCUUGAAAAGCCUGGAAAGAUCUCACGCUGAAAUCAUUUCAAAGAGGCCAGAAUCCUUUGUUGUCUCUCAUUGAUUUCAUGGCAGAAGUAAAUGGUAUUCCAGUAAACCAGGUUGAAAAUUGUGGACUAUAAGGCCAUAUUAUAUGAUUUCCUCCCUUUCAACAUAAUUAUUCAAAAUCGGGCUAAAAAUGCUAAGAUAUAUGAUUGGUCACAAAUUCCAAAAUAUUCACGAGAGUAAACAGGUACUACUUUGUUGUGAAAUUUCAUUUCAUUGCUGUAUCCAGUCCCAAGAUCUAAAAAUGAAGAGGUAACUUCACUUUCAAUUUCAAAAAAGGCUAAACCAUGAAUGGAAUCUCUAGUAUUAUACAACUAUUGAGCACCUAAUUGUGGGAUGCGGGAACAUCAUCACGAAGUAAAAUUGGGACGUUUCAAUUUCAUGAGCUGAAGCCGAGCGAAAUGAAAAAACAACAGAUUUUACUAGGUGCCAAUUUUCCUCAAAUCUUUUUUUAUUUAAAGCCUGUUUGUUUUUUGUAACUGACAUAUUGAAAUAUGUGAAAUGCAUGCAAAUGUCGUCGUAUCUUUUGACAUCGCUGCCAUGAUUAUGUGGUUGUUGAGCAGCCCGAAUCAGGUUUCAACCUUCUCCCCAGGUUUAGGUCUGUGGCAUUCUGCUGUUCAAAAUUCAGAGUAAUUGAGGGUCCAUUGCUCAAAAGCUGUGGGAACAAGGAUGAUUCUAACUGUUAAGUAAUAAUUCCCCAAUCAUUUGAAUUUAAUUAAUCACAAAUUGUAAAAUUACUUAUUAGUAUAAACGGUAUUUGAGUUGUAAUGAACUUUUCUUUCAUUGCAUCUAUUUUGAUUCUCAGGUUCC